Messenger RNA from Paramecium primaurelia, 921 nucleotides. The record is from the annotation of a GenBank genome assembly. Lineage: Eukaryota; Ciliophora; Oligohymenophorea; Peniculida; Parameciidae.
AUGAGGAAAUUGAUAAAUGCUGAUGAAAAUGAGUAAUAAUUGUUAUUAAUUACUAAAUAAAAAGAAGAAUUGAAACUAAAAAUUGAUGAGGAAAAAUUAGAAAUUAAAUAAAUCUAAUAAAAAAUUGUUGAUUUAGAAGAAAAUAUAAAUCAAAAACUCCUCAAAUAAGAAUAAGAAUUUGUUCAAUAAUGCAAUUAAGAAACAAUUUAAAAUAAUUAACUAAAGUAAAAUUUAAUGGAAUUGUCUCAGUCGAGUGAAAUAAAAUUGGAACAAUUAACUACAAAAUAUAAUGAGCUGAAUUAAUAAAUUAAUGAAGUAUAGACAGACUUAAAAGAGAAAGAACAAUCCACUACAGUUGAAAAUAAACUAUAAUCUUUAAAAAACAAUAUAGAAACAUAACUCAUAACAGUUGAUCAAAAAGUCGAAAAGUUGACAGAAACAAUUAGAGAAGUAGAUACUUAACAAACUAAAUAAACUUAAUUAUAGAAGUAAGAGUUAAUAUAACAAAUUAAUGAUGAAAUAUCUUCCAGAAAUUCAUAAAUUGAAAAAUAAAAUUAAAAAGUGUAGCAAAUCUAGGAAGAAAAUGGAUCUAAAUUUAGGAACUAAGAAUAAUAGUUAUCAUCUUUAUAAUAAUCCAUAGAUGAAAGUAACAAGGCUCAACUAUAAUUAGAGUAGAAAUUAAAUAAAUUAAAUAAUGAAAAUAAAUAGUAGAUGCAAUAGUUUGAUGAUAAGGUUAACUAAUAGAGUAAUUAAUUAAAAAAUAUCAAUACCGAGGUUUUAGAAAAUACUAAAAAUUCAAAAAUGCAUUAGGAGAUGUUGAAAUGUAUGGCUCUUAAAUCGCCUUCACUUUAUUUUAAUAGUGAAACUGAAAAGUAAUUCAUGAUGUAAGCAUUCUUGGAAUUAAAAUUUGAUAAGUUAGUA